Molecule: messenger RNA, 888 nt
Organism: Penicillium manginii
Lineage: Eukaryota; Fungi; Ascomycota; Eurotiomycetes; Eurotiales; Aspergillaceae
Product: fungal specific transcription factor domain-containing protein
Exons: 1
Coding region: 1-888 (295 amino acids)
Source: RefSeq, a predicted model, not a curated record
AUGUUGGAAUUGAUUUAUUCAAUUGCGAGCCAUCAGGUAAUCGCGCAAUCUUCAAACUAUGAGAAAAUAUACUAUUAUCAAAAACUCGCCGAUUCAUGCCAUCGGAAAGCACUCUUUAUCUUCGACAAAGCCGCGACAGACAUCAGCAUAGGCACCCUGGAAACAGUCACCCUCGCCGCGUUACAUAGUCUACUUUCCCCACAAACGGGGAAUAUUGGACAGCUAAUCGGAUUAGCCGCUCGAUUGGCUAUUGACUUGGGAGCUGUUGAUAGGCCGCACAUUAACUCGAAUGAGGAGAACAAGAUCGAGCAGAUUUACAAGUCGGUUUACUGCCUCGAGAACCAGUACGCUACAGCCUUGGAUCGCCCAGGCCUUCUGCCCCCACCUGUGAUAGAUCCUGAGUCCCGGAUAUCUCAAGAUAUUCUCUGUCUUAUAUAUCAAAUCCAGUCUCGCUUCCGGUCACACAGGGGCAAUGUCGAUUCCACACCACUUCUACAAGAGCUUGACGGGUAUUUCUCCACUAUCGAGCAAAUGUCGAUCCGAUCAAGGGGUAGCAUUCUUGCAACCGUCUACGAGACACGGCUAUUGAUUCAGCCGGACGAUGAGGAGAGUGCGGUCUGCCUUCUUGACAUAUAUUCUCAAAGAUUCUACAUCCGAACCGCGUUGAGCCCUUCAUGGGCAUAUCGGGCAGGUUUGGUUGUUAUCUCCCGGGCGGCUCACCUGCACCCGGACGCAAUUCAAAACUGUGGGGGUGGUCUACGUAAAAGAUAUCAGGCCUACGGAAAUUGUUUAUUGUUCUUGGAGCAGUGCUCGCGCAGAUGGCCCAGCGCCAAUGCAUUGAGGAUGUCGCUUCAAGAAGUAUUUUCUAGAGCCUCAGGGGUGCAGUAG